CGACCCGAACGUUCAAUCCCCUGAACUGAAAAUGGUUGCGAUCUAUAAAUCCUCAUCUUCAACGCCUCCAAAGGCGUUUCAAAAUUCUACAGAGAGUUUCUGGCGGUUUUUCUCAUCUGGUUCUCGGCGGCGAUGGGUAUUUUGUCGGCGUUUCUUUUCCCACCGCCUCCUUCCACGUUCGUAAACGUUAUGACGGUGGUGAGCUCGACGGCGAUGGGGAUGGCAGGGAUUUCAGAGAUUAAUGGUAAGCAUUUGCAGUAUUCCAAGUUCUGGAAUGCGAAUAGUUCUCCGAAAGCUCCAUCGGAGGAACCUAAGCUUUCGUCCAAAUAUGGAAUGCUCUUGGCUUAUACGCCGGCAUUUCUCGCCGGUGCGGCGUCGUUUUGGUUCUUUCCAAGCGACAAUGAGAGGAUUCUUGUGCUUAAAGCUGCUCUCACUCUCCAUUUCUUCAAGAGGAUCUUCGAGGUUCUGUUCAUUCACAAGUACAGCAGUAAAAUGGUAUUCGAUACAGCAAUCAAAAUCUCGUUCAGCUACUGCUUGUCCACAGUGAUCAUGAUAUACACACAGCACCUAUCACAAGGACUUCCAGAGCCGCCCAUUGAUCUGAAAAACAUUGGGAUUGCUUUGUUUCUGAUAGGCAUUAUCGGGAACUUCUACCACCAUUUUCUCUUGUCCAAAACCAGAAAACCGGGAGAAACAGGGUACAAAAUCCCCAAGGGAGGCCUCUUCAGCCUUGUCAUCUGCCCUCACUAUCUGUUUGAAAUCAUUGAGUUUUUUGGAUUUGCUUUCAUCUCUCAGGAACUCUAUCCCCUGUGCUUCAGCACCGGCACCGCCAUUUAUUUGGCUGGAAGGAGCUAUGCCACAAGGAAAUGGUACGUCUCCAAAUUUGAAAACUUCCCCAGCCAUGUCAAAGCCCUGCUCCCUUUUGUGUUUUAGAACCCUUCCUUUCUUCAUUUCAUAAAAGCUACUUAUGUUUAUGCUUUACACAAUUAAGUUAGGCUCAUACUACUAUUGUAUUAGUUCCCUUAGGUUGUGAUUCUGUUUAUCACUACAAUAGUAGAAGGUAAAACAGUUGGAUAUUUGUUCUUUACCUG
Molecule: messenger RNA, 1091 nt
Organism: Cucurbita moschata (crookneck pumpkin)
Lineage: Eukaryota; Viridiplantae; Streptophyta; Magnoliopsida; Cucurbitales; Cucurbitaceae
Product: 3-oxo-5-alpha-steroid 4-dehydrogenase 1-like
Exons: 2
Coding region: 133-933 (266 amino acids)
Biological process (GO): lipid metabolic process
Molecular function (GO): oxidoreductase activity, acting on the CH-CH group of donors
Source: RefSeq, a predicted model, not a curated record